Messenger RNA from Scleropages formosus (Asian bonytongue), 1819 nucleotides. RefSeq names its product voltage-dependent calcium channel gamma-2 subunit. Gene Ontology annotation, molecular function: channel regulator activity; DNA binding; DNA-binding transcription factor activity. Gene Ontology annotation, biological process: neurotransmitter receptor internalization; postsynaptic neurotransmitter receptor diffusion trapping; calcium ion transmembrane transport. Gene Ontology annotation, cellular component: AMPA glutamate receptor complex; voltage-gated calcium channel complex; postsynaptic density membrane. The record is from RefSeq and is a predicted model, not a curated record. The transcript is spliced from 4 exons. Lineage: Eukaryota; Metazoa; Chordata; Actinopteri; Osteoglossiformes; Osteoglossidae. The coding region runs from base 427 to 1413 and encodes 328 amino acids.
GGCAAACACGUUUUCGUAGCUUGUGCAGAAUUUUACAUCAGCGCACGGAGUCUGGCAUCAGCAUCCCUUCGUUUCCUGGGAUCUCCGUGGCUUCUCGCUGUUGCUGGGGCAAGUUUCGGUCCAGUUGCGCUCGUGACGGAUCGGCGCUCUCCCAGUUGGCGGUCGAGUCCCUCCUCUUCCCGAGGUCAGCUUUAAUAAUCAAGUCAAGGCAGGAAAACUAACCCGCCCCCAGUUACACUUCUCCAUUUCCAUCCAACAACACCAGCCUUGUGUUCUCACCCAAACGCAACCAUAAGGCUCCAUCCACAGCUUCUCCCUCCCCCCUCGUUCCAGUCAAAAUUAUCCCAUUUUUUCUGCUUGUUGUGGUCCCGUCAAUUUUCAAAUAUUUAUUUCCUAUACGUCAAGAGGAAGGGGGGUCCCCCUUUCAUGGAAUGCGGCAACAUGGGUCUGUUUGACCGCGGAGUUCAGAUGCUGCUGACCACGGUGGGCGCCUUCGCCGCCUUCAGUCUCAUGACUAUAGCCGUGGGCACGGACUACUGGCUCUACUCACGUGGCGUGUGUAGGACCAAAACGGUCAGCGAGAACGAGACGAGUAAGAAGAACGAGGAGGUCAUGACCCACUCGGGAUUGUGGAGAACGUGUUGUUUAGAAGGCAACUUCAAAGGUUUCUGUAAACAGAUAGACCACUUUCCUGAGGACACGGACUACGAGGCAGACACGGCGGAGUACUUCCUACGUGCAGUACGGGCCUCCAGCAUUUUCCCCAUCCUCAGCGUCAUCCUCCUUUUCAUGGGGGGCCUGUGCAUAGCUGCCAGCGAGUUCUACAAGUCACGCCACAACAUCAUCCUCAGCGCCGGGAUAUUCUUCGUGUCGGCAGGCCUCAGCAACAUCAUUGGGAUCAUCGUGUACAUAUCAGCCAACGCGGGGGACCCCUCCAAGAGUGAUUCCAAGAAGAACAGUUACUCAUAUGGCUGGAGCUUCUACUUCGGCGCACUCUCCUUCAUCAUCGCCGAGAUGGUGGGCGUGCUGGCAGUGCACAUGUUCAUCGACCGGCACCGGCAGCUGCGAAUCGGAGCACGUGCCACCGACUACCUGCAGAGCUCGGCCAUCACGCGCAUCCCCAGCUACCGCUACCGCUACCGCCGCCGUUCCCGCUCCAGCUCCCGCUCCACGGAACCCUCACAGUCCCGGGAUGCAUCUCCUGUGGGCCUCAAGGGCUUCAGCACGCUGCCCUCCACCGAGAUCUCCAUGUACACCCUUACCCGGGACCCCCUCAAGGCCACGGCCACACCCACCGCCACCUACAAUUCUGAGAGGGACCACAACUUCCUACAGGUGCACAAUUGCAUCCAGAAGGACCUGAAAGACUCGGCCCACACUAACACAGCAAAUCGGCGCACCACGCCUGUAUGAGAAAGCCCCUGGAGACAGAUGGGGGGGGGAGGACGAUGGGGGGACAAAGAAACCGAGGAUCCCCAGAUUAUGAAAAUGUGAUGGUAUAUAAUGAGUUUUCAUGUUUAAAAAAUCCCUAAAAAAAAAUAAAAAUGCAUGACUUUCCCAUCUGCUGUUAUUUAAAGGAAUUUUAAACAUGUUUGUAAAGGUACAGAGUGAAACUUCAUAUAGUUGGUGUUAGGGACAGAAGUCAUGGGAGGGCUGGGGUAGAGAUCUGGCCCGGAGAGUGUUGGAGAGUCUGGUGGGUGAGGAAGCAGUGAGGUCUCGUAGGUUUGAAAGUUUAAAAUGACAAUUUAUUUUUGUUUUCCCACUUCUCACCUCGGUCCAGAUGGGGGCUGCAAGCUAUCCCUCCCUCCCUCCCCCCAUC